AUGCAGUUUGCUGGAAUUCCAGCACGUUUAAAAUUGUUUGGUGUUGUGAUUGUGUUGUUGCAAGGGGUGAUGGUUCUUUGCACGUCUCCCGUGAGUCUUAAGCUAGAGAGAGCUUUUCCACAUAACGAUGAGAUGGAUUUGAGUGAAAUAAUUGAUAGAGAUCGUUCAAGGCAUCAUAGAUUCUUGAAGCAACAAGACUCGCAUACAAAAGAUGUUAUCGAUUUCCCAAUUCAAGGCACUUAUGAUCCUUAUCGUGUUGGUCUCUAUUAUACAAAGGUUCAAUUGGGUUCUCCUCCUAAGGAAUUUUAUGUACAAGUUGACACCGGAAGUGAUGUAUUGUGGGUCAGUUGCAAAGAUUGCACAGGUUGCCCUACGUCGAGCGGACUCAAAGUUCCAAUUGUAUUUUAUGACCCUUCAAGUUCAUCAACAUCUUCUUUGAUAUCCUGUUCAGACGAUAGGUGUACCUUAGGAAUCCAUGCUACUGAGGCAGAAUGUUCAAGUUCAAAGUUUAAGUGCACUUACAAACUUAAAUAUGGAGAUGGGAGUGCGACAUCAGGAUAUUAUGUGUCGGAUUUAAUCCAUUUGGAAAUUAUGUCUGAUGAUAAAAACCCAUCAUCAAACGCUUCGUCCUAUGUUAUGUUCGGUUGCAGCACAUCUCAAUCUGGGGAGUUGUCUAGAUCGGAACGAGCUGUCAAUGGGAUCUUUGGAUUUGGUCAACGAGGUUUAUCUGUUAUCUCACAACUUGCUUUACAAGGGGCAGCUCCAGAUGCAUUUUCUCAUUGUCUUGUUGGUGAUGGUGAUGGCGGUGGUAUUUUGGUUCUUGGUCAGAUCAUGGAUCCAAAGAUGGUCUAUUCACCACUCGUCCAGUCACAACCACAUUAUAAUUUACAUCUGAAGAGCAUUGCUGUUAAUGGCAAAACACUGUCAAUUGAUCCAUCUGUUUUUGAAUCAUCACACAAGCGAAAAGGGACCAUAAUUGAUUCCGGGACUACUCUUGGAUACCUACCAGAAGAGGCCUAUGAUCCUUUCGUGGAAGCUAUUACGAAGUCUGUUUCUCAAUCUGUCCAGCCUUUUGAUUCAAAGGGAUAUCAGUGUUAUAUAACUAAGAACAGCCUCUCUGAGAUGUUUCCCACUGUGAGCUUAAAUUUUGAGGGUGAUGCUUCAAUGGUUUUAAAACCUGGAAACUACCUUUUAAAGCAGAGGACCACGGAUGGUGAAUCAGCAUGGUGCAUUGGUUUUCAGAAGGUCAAGGGUCAAGGCCUCACAAUUUUAGGAGAUAUUGUUCUGAAAGACAAGAGUGUUGUUUAUGACUUGGGUGGUCAAAGAAUCGGUUGGGUUGAUCAUGACUGUAAGACACCUGUUGAUGUGUCUACUAAAUCAAGUGACCGUCGAAGGAUGUCAAAUGCUAGUUCACUGCAGAAUACACUAUACAAGCUAACUCCUUUCAUGAUUUUUGCUUCCAUAUUACAUUUAUUGGUAUUUAGUGAUUUCUUCAGCAUAAUAUCUUAGUUUUCACAACCAUUAUCCAGAU
Molecule: messenger RNA, 1531 nt
Organism: Erigeron canadensis
Lineage: Eukaryota; Viridiplantae; Streptophyta; Magnoliopsida; Asterales; Asteraceae
Product: aspartic proteinase 36-like
Exons: 10
Coding region: 1-1509 (502 amino acids)
Biological process (GO): proteolysis
Molecular function (GO): aspartic-type endopeptidase activity
Source: RefSeq, a predicted model, not a curated record